CAGUUGGCCGUGACCGGACAGAAAUUAGGCGUCAGACAGCUAGGAAAAUGCGAAAUUCAAACGCGCCGCCGGAAUGUCACCAAUGAUUGACGUUAUGAGUGAGUCACGUGACGCGACUACACCAAUUGCAAAAGAGCACAAUUUCUUGGUUAAUUUUUUCACAAAUUAACAAUAGUAAUAACAAUAAUAAUAAUAAAAAAAAUAAUAGGAGCGAAAACGGCAGUAUCCGUUUGUACUAAAACGCGCCAGCUCAUUUUGCAACGAUAACUCACGUCUUUUUGUAACUAGGAAACAUAACCUCACUUUAGUGCCCCCAGGAUGCGGCACGUAAGUUUCAUCGCACGGACCGUUUUUGUCCAGAACAACGACGUAGAGGCGGCUUUUCGCAUCCUGAACCGAAUUUUGGGGCGCGAGGGAAUUUUGGACCAAUUCCGACGGACCCGCUUUUUCGAAAAACCCUUCCAGUUCCGCCGCCGCAUUAAUUUUGAACGGUGCAAAGCCAUCUACAACGAAGACAUGGACCGCAAAAUCCAGUUCGUGCUCCGGAAAAACCGGAUGGAGCCCUUCCCCGGCAACCCGUAAUCCAACAUAGUGAGAUGUGUAAGCUUAAGCAUACAUAUUUAUUGUUACUUAAUACAUAGCCUUACUUAUAAAA
Molecule: messenger RNA, 655 nt
Organism: Zophobas morio
Lineage: Eukaryota; Metazoa; Arthropoda; Insecta; Coleoptera; Tenebrionidae
Gene: mRpS21
Product: mitochondrial ribosomal protein S21
Exons: 2
Coding region: 319-582 (87 amino acids)
Biological process (GO): translation
Cellular component (GO): ribosome
Molecular function (GO): structural constituent of ribosome
Source: RefSeq, a predicted model, not a curated record